GCUGGUCAUAACAACGUUCGUCAGUAGUAUACCUUCUUGGUAAAGCUGUGAGCUAAUAUCAGCUACCUCCGCUUCAAACCAGUACCCGUGGUCCUGACAUAUCCUACCCCUUGACCAAUGGCAAUGCUUCCGUCACCGGCGUCACCGUGGGAUAUCGCUUCCACCUAUCUAUAUAAGUGAGACAUCGUCCUUCAACCCGUCUUCAUGUCUACCACAUCCUCCAAGAAAUCCCCAGAACAACCGCAUGAGACGGUAACCAAUCGUCUCACCGAAGUCGGUGCUAAGGACCAGCGUGCCUAUGAGCGCGCUAGGCACCAGACAAAGGAGCGGCGGGAGUACACACACGUGAAGGAGCGCAAGGAGAGAGCGGCUGCUGGAGCACCCGCACCGGCCCUCAAGGAAGGGCAUGUCAGCAGGGCUGCUAAGAGGGCCGGCAUGGAGUCCUGGGAUAGCGAUGAGCUCGACUCUCGUAUGCUCACUGAAUCGGGACGUCCCGUCAAUGUCGCACCAGCGCCGAGGACCAAGUCUGGUUUCUCCAAGAUGGCGCUUGCAGAUUUCAUGACGUUCAGGACCAAGAAGCAAUUCAAGUCGCAAGAUGCUGACUUCGAAGUCCUUCCACCUGUCCGUGCGGUCAUUGCUCUUGAUGACUUUGGGCAUGACAUUGAGAUCAAUGAGCCCUGGGAAUUCAUCUCUCUCGCCCCCGAAUCUCCCACUUGCAAGGGUCUAUCCUACGCUCAGGCUGCUGCUCUGACGCUUUAGAUCAUGCUAUUGCAUUUGAUCAGUAAUACACCACAUCACACCACACCCAUUACGACCUAGUUCAUUCCUAAUUCAUUCAUUACGAACUCACGUUACAUCUCCGAGCUCCACGUCUUACCGUGUCGGUCCUUGUUAUUAUUAUACUUAAUGGACUGGGCGGUUUAUUUAGACUUUAGAGGAUCGUGUAAUAUAUUGAUUGGUGUUGGAUAGUCCGAAGC
This is a messenger RNA of Suillus bovinus, 977 nucleotides long. RefSeq lists its product as uncharacterized. The transcript has 2 exons. The coding region runs from base 205 to 759 and encodes 184 amino acids. NCBI's taxonomy places the organism in Eukaryota, Fungi, Basidiomycota, Agaricomycetes, Boletales, Suillaceae. The record is from RefSeq and is a predicted model, not a curated record.